Messenger RNA from Larimichthys crocea (large yellow croaker), 9748 nucleotides. RefSeq names its product chromodomain helicase DNA binding protein 2 (gene chd2). Gene Ontology annotation, molecular function: chromatin binding; ATP hydrolysis activity; histone binding. Gene Ontology annotation, biological process: nucleosome organization. The transcript is spliced from 42 exons. Lineage: Eukaryota; Metazoa; Chordata; Actinopteri; Sciaenidae. Gene Ontology annotation, cellular component: chromatin; nucleus. The record is from RefSeq and is a predicted model, not a curated record. The coding region runs from base 2500 to 7962 and encodes 1820 amino acids.
AUUUAAUUUACACUGUCAUGUUUUUUUGUUUUGUUUUUUGUGAUUCAGGUUUAAAAACAAAAACGUUUCGGUUGUUUUCAGGUUCAGUUAUGGCUACUGCUGCUAACGCCUAGCUACUUAGAUGGGGCUGGAGAGAGGAAGUGGAGUUUGGCUUACGUUGAGAGCGAAGUGGGCAGAGCCGCUGAAGGAUAUCAGCUCAGGCGGAGGCAGAGAGGAGGACACACACAACAAGAGGAGCGAGGCGUCGACAGCGGAGAGAGGAGGAAGGGCGGUACGAUGCAGCCGAAAGACCCACCAAAACGACGAAAAUCGCCCGAAAAUGCGACACAGACUCGGGCAGAUGACGGCGGAUAGACACGGCCUGGGGAGAAUGGGUAUCCCCUUGAUGGUUCGCAAAUUGCGUCAAAGACGGAAGCGGGUCACCUGACCUAUGCUAAAUGGGUUGCCACGUAGCCAACGAGGAGUCGUGACUUGGCAGAAUCGCGCGAUUUGCACAGCAAUGCGGAUUUCGGAGACCUGCACUGGUGUGAAGAUUCUCGAAAUUUGAAGAAAAAGAAGACAACUCUACCCCAUUCAACUGGAUAUUGCUGAAGUGGAGACAGCGUUGUUUAACGUGAAGAUUGCAAGUGAUUUGGCAGUUAGCCAAAUUUUGACAAGACGAAACUGUUUUCUGACUGGACUUUGACGUUUGGAUUUUUUAUUUUUUAUUUUUUUACGUCAACGUGGACACUGUGGAACACCGCUGCUGGCUGUGCAGCGGACUUGUCAAAAACAUUACAUUGUUAAUUUUUUUUUUGGGAAACACAAAAUCCGCAUUUGUACAUUUGAUAUUCAAAUGUUGUUUUUAAAUAAAGUGUAUGUCCUCGUAUUUUUUUUUCCUGGCUUUGUUUCAUUAGCUAAUUAACAAGAGAAUCACAAGAGGAUGUUUGGCGUAAUAUUUAGCUAACGUUGAAGUCCCAUUGGCUCGGCUGUUGGUUUUAAUAUUUACGCUAAUCUAUACAACAAAUUAACUUGGGUUUGCACCGACUUAUCAUCAAGGUUUUCCCAUUUAUUUUAUAAACUAGCCAAAUGCAAAGCUUCGUAUUAGGUCUGUUUCGGGUGUAGCUAUACGAAGUAAAUAAUUCAAAUGGUGAAUUAAGGAGAAAAUGUUUGAUUUAAAAAUGCAAACUUGUGCUUAAAUAAAUCUUAAUCAAAUCAAUCAAAGGAGCUGAAUACUCCUAUAUUUUCUAUAAGUUGCAUUGAAAGUAGUUGAGAAGGUUUUAGUCUGGACAAUAAUGUUUUCCAAAGACUCUCUAAAAUGGCUCCCAGUUGUUCUUCUUCCUGUCUGAACAGGAAGUGAUGCACUUGGUGCAAAAUAAUUACUCACUUUUUAAACAGCCUCUCAAUAUUCUUACCCUUUUUUUUAAUAUAUCAAGUAUAAAGGAAAGAUUUCAAACUCAAAGCUUGUGUGCUCUGGAGCUGAAAAUGUAUGUAAGUUUUUAAUGAAAAAGCCAAAUUUAAACAUAAUAAAAGGGGUGGGACUUAAACAUCACCUGAGUGUGGUGUAAAUGGAAAUAACGUCAAUCAAAGGCAAAGCUUUCAGAGCUAGGAAGGAGCUCUAGAUGGCGGCUGAGCCUUGGGAAGGGUGCCAUAGGCUUUCGUCAGACCGUUUCUCUCGCCUGUUUUUCGACCGAAACCGCUCGAUUUCGACUGAAAUACGAGGGAUUUAAUCGUACGAUCGGUGUUUUAGCGUGAAUUUAGGCGUUUCGUGUGGUUUUUGUGCUGGUUUUUCGAGCCGAGCGAGCCGUCUGUGCUUGGGGGAAGAGAGUGCUUGUCGUUGUUUUCCAUACUGGGCUCUGGCAGCCAUGGCGCGCCUCCAUUUUUAGUCUGCUGCUCGCGUCUGUCGCUCUUGAGUCUGACAGUAGAUGAAGACUGUAAAGGCCUUCAAGCUUUUUUUUGAAACAAGCCUCUUCUUUUUUUGUAAUUUAUCAAGUUGUUGUUUUUUAUUUUACAGCUUGUUAAUUUUAUCCGAGUCGGGCUGAAGGAAAAAAAACUAGUGAUAGACCGAGAACGAUGAAUCUAAUAGUUCAUUUAUAGGUUACCACCUUUCUUCACAUUGAAUUGGUCUGUUUACAUUGUGUAGUGCAUAGUUUACUGAUUUUCUCAUCCUUAAGUCUUAUUUUUCUAACCCUUUAUCCGAUGACGCAGUUACAAUUAAUUGCAUGCGUCUCGGAUCCGUGGACUAUAUAGAAAGACACAAGUUGGCUAUUUAAACUUAUUGUGUUACCACCUGUCAUUUUUCAUCGCUAUAUUUACAUUAGCGAUGCAUGUGAUGAUCCUCAGAUCUGUCGAUUUAAUGCCUUUUUUCUCAACUCGUGUCGCACCGACUGGGUUUUAACUGCCACCUGAGCAAAAGCCAGCCUGUCUUGUGGGACUUGUAUGAUAGUUCAUGCUUAACUUUUUGACAGUAAAUACCAGGACAAAAACACCAACCUGUCCACAGAUUGUCAGGAUAAUACCAUGAUGAAGAGUAAAAGUAAAAAACAAGAGGAUGAAGGAUCGACUCAAAGCAAUGCAUCAAGCAAUUCAGCUUCGGAAGAAUCCAACCGCUCUGCAUCGGAGUCGGGAAGUCAGUCAGAGAGCGAGCAUGGCAGUGAGAGGAGGAGAUCCCACAACUCCGAGUCAAACAGCUCUUCAGAGUCAGAGAGUCACUCAGAGUCAGAGAGCGAGUCUGCAGAGUCCAAAUCACAGCAAACCACAGCAGAAGUCAAAGACAAGCCAGUUAGAAAGAAGGAGCGUCUGGCAGAUGUGAAGAAGAUGUGGGACGAACAUCCAGAUGUGUACGGGGUCAGGAGAUCAAAUCGCAGUAGACAGGAGCCGGCUCGUUUAAACAUUGGAGCUGGGGGCAGCAGUGACUCUGAGAGUGAAAGUCCCAAGAGGAAAACGUCACGAGCUAAGAAAAAGGAAAAUACCUGGAAAGAUGAUGACUCAAAUGAUGAUGAAGAGGAGGAGGAGGAGGAGGAGGAGGCUUCCGACAUUACAGACAGUGAGCAGGAAGAGAAAAAAGUUAGAUCCAGACGACUUCCUGCUAGAAGACCUCAAACCAAAUCUUCAGCAGUCAAAAAGCAGCUCUCUCAGAAAGGACGGAAGUCCAGGAAACAGGACUCGUCCGCUGAAGACGAUGACGAAGAAGACGACGACGAUGAUGACGAUGACGACGAGGACGACACUCCAAAGAGACAGACUCGAAGAAGGGGUGCGACCAAAGUCAAAAGUUACAAAGAGGACCAGCAUGACUUUGAAACAGACUCUGAUGACCUGAUUGAAAUGACCGGAGAAGCAGGCGAGGAGCAGCAGGACGAUGACAGCGAGACCAUCGAGAGGGUUCUGGACACACGGACAGGCAAAAAAGGAGCCACCGGGGCGUCCACUACUGUGUAUUCUCUGGAGGAAAAUGGGGACCCGGGUGAAGGCUUUGACCUUGAGAACGAUGAAGGGGAAACUCAGUAUCUCAUCAAGUGGAAGGGCUGGUCCUACAUCCACAACACGUGGGAGAGCAUAGACUCUCUGACGCAGCAGAAGGUCAAAGGCCUGAAGAAACUGGACAACUUCAAAAAGAAACACGAAGAGCUGACUUCAUGGUUGAGGAAAGCGUCGCCUGAGGAUAUCGAGUUUCAUAACUGCCAACAGGAGCUCACUGCUGACUUAAGCAAGCAGUUUCAGUUCGUGGAGCGUGUGAUCGCAACAAAAACAGGAAAGACUCCAGGAUCCUCCGACUUCCCCUCUCAUAGUCACAAGACACCGUCCUCCAAUGAGCCAGAAUAUCUAUGCAAGUGGAUGGGCUUGCCGUAUUCAGAGUGCAGCUGGGAAGAUGGAGCUUUGGUUAAGAAGAAGUUUCAGCCCUGCAUCGACAGCUUCAUGAACCGAAACUCCUGUAAAACCGUCCCCUCUAAAGACUGCAAGGUAAAAGUGUUGAAGCAAAGGCCGAGGUUUGUUGCGCUGAAGAAACAACCGCCAUACAUCGGAGACGAUAACCUUCAGCUGAGAGAUUAUCAGCUGGAUGGCUUGAACUGGUUGGCUCACUCAUGGUGCAGGUGCAACAGUGUUAUCCUCGCUGAUGAGAUGGGACUCGGAAAGACCAUCCAGACCAUCUCCUUCCUGUCCUACUUAUUUCACCAGCAUCAGCUGUACGGACCCUUCUUACUGGUGGUGCCCCUCUCCACGCUCACCUCCUGGCAGAGGGAGUUUGAUACCUGGGCCCCGGACAUGAACGUGGUGAUCUACCUCGGUGACGUCAUGAGCAGGAAGACAAUCCGUGACUACGAGUGGGUGAACCAUCAAACGAAAAGAAUCCGUUUCAAUGCACUAUUAACCACUUAUGAAAUUCUACUCAAAGACAAGGGCGUGCUUGGAAACAUCAACUGGGCGUUCUUGGGUGUGGAUGAAGCUCACAGGCUGAAGAAUGAUGACUCUCUGCUGUAUAAAACAUUAAUGGAGUUCAGGUCUAACCACAGACUCCUCAUUACUGGCACACCUCUGCAGAACUCCCUCAAAGAGCUCUGGUCACUGCUGCACUUCCUCAUGCCUGACAAGUUUGACUCCUGGGAGGAUUUUGAGGACGAGCACGGUAAAGGAAGGGAUAACGGUUAUCAGAGUCUUCACAAAGUCCUCGAGCCGUUCCUUCUGCGACGUGUCAAGAAAGACGUGGAAAAGUCUCUUCCUGCCAAGGUGGAGCAGAUCCUCCGCGUAGACAUGACAGCACAGCAGAAACAGUUCUACAAGUGGAUUUUAACAAGGAAUUACAAAGCUCUUUCCAAAGGCACCCGAGGCAGCUCCUCCGGCUUCCUCAACAUCGUUAUGGAGCUCAAAAAGUGCUGCAACCACAGUUUCCUUAUUAAACAGCCUGAGGAGGGAGAAAACGAAACACAACAGGAACACAUGCAGGUUCUCGUAAGGGGCAGCGGGAAGUUAGUGCUGCUCGACAAGCUGCUGACCAGACUCCGAGAAAGAGGCAACCGAGUCCUGAUCUUCUCCCAGAUGGUCAGGAUGUUGGACAUCCUCGCUGAAUACCUCGCCAAGCAUCGCUACCCAUUCCAGCGACUGGACGGCUCCAUAAAGGGAGAAAUCCGAAAGCAAGCACUUGACCACUUCAAUGCCGAAGGCUCAGAGGACUUCUGCUUCCUGUUGUCCACCAGAGCCGGAGGUCUAGGGAUCAACUUAGCCUCGGCAGACACUGUAGUCAUCUUCGACUCCGACUGGAACCCUCAAAACGACCUGCAGGCACAAGCCAGGGCUCACAGGAUCGGACAGAAGAAACAGGUGAAUAUUUACCGACUGGUCACCAAAGGGACAGUGGAGGAGGACAUCAUCGAGAGGGCAAAGAAGAAGAUGGUUUUGGACCAUCUGGUCAUUCAGAGAAUGGACACCACCGGUCGGACUGUGUUGGACAGCAACGCAGGAAACACAAACUCAAACCCGUUUAAUAAAGAAGAACUGACCGCCAUCCUUAAGUUUGGUGCAGAGGAGCUCUUCAAGGAGGCAGAAGGAGAGGAGUCUGAACCACAGGAGAUGGAUAUCGAUGAGAUCCUAAGGUUGGCUGAAACGAGAGAAAGCGAUCAGGGCUCGAGUGCUACAGAUGAACUUCUAUCACAGUUUAAGGUGGCCAAUUUCUCCAGCAUGGAAGAGAGCACUGCAGAGUUCGAGGGAAGGCCAAUACGAGAAUGGGAUGAUAUCAUCCCCGAAGAGCAGCGGCGUAAAAUUGAGGAGGAGGAGAAGCAGCGGGAGAUGGAAGACAUCUUCAUGCUGCCCAGAAGCAGGAGCUCUAACAAGAGGGCUCAGGCCAAUGAUAGCGACAGCGAUGUGGGCUCCAAGCUGAAGCCCCACUCCUCGGGCUCCGAGAGCGAGACCGACGACAGUGAUGACGAAAAGAAGCCAAAGAAGAGAGGCCGGCCCAGAGCGCGCAAGAACAACGUGGAGGGCUUCACUGAUGCAGAGAUACGAAGGUUCAUCAAGGCGUACAAGAAAUUUGGAGCUCCACUUGAAAGGUUGGAGGCCAUCGCUCGAGACUCUGAGCUGGUUGACAAAUCCAUCGCAGACCUGAAGAGGCUCGGUGAACUGAUUCAUACGAGCUGUGUGACUGCAGUGCAGGAGCACGAGGAACACCUCAAAGAGAACCCCGUUGAAGCCAAAGGUCCUGGCAAACGUCGAGGAAUUAACAUCAAGAUCUCAGGAGUGCAGGUCAACGCCAAGUCCAUCAUCCAGCAUGAGGAAGAGUUCGAGCCUCUGCACAAAGUUGUGCCCUCCAACCCUGCUGAGAGAAAUAAGUUCAAGCUGACUUGCAGGGUCAAGGUAGCCCACUUUGAUAUAGACUGGGAUCCGGAGGACGACAUUCAGCUCUUGCUUGGUAUCUACGAGCACGGCUUUGGCAACUGGGAUCUGAUCAAGACGGAUCCUGACCUUAAACUCGCAGAUAAGAUUCUCCCAGAUGAUCCAAGCAAGAAGCCUCAGGGCAAGCAGUUGCAGGCGAGAGCCGAGUAUCUCCUCAAGCUGCUGAAAAAGGAACAAGACAGCGCAGACUUGUCUAAAACAGGGGAGGAGGUCAAAGUGAAGAAGAGGAAGCCUCGGGCGAAAAAGGAGAAUAAGAUUCUUAAAGACGAGCAGGGCAACGACAUCUCCUCCCCACGCCUGUCGGACAACCCGUCAGAGGAGGGCGAGGUCAAGGACGAUGGAACAGAGAAGUCUCCCGCCAAGAAAAGACAAAAGAAAAAGGAUAACAAAGAGAACAAAGAAAAACAGGGAACUCCCAAAAAGGAGAAGGAUGGAGACAAAGAAAAAAAGGGUGCCAAGCCCAGAAAAGAAAAGGCUAAAGCACCCAAAGGAAAGAAGACCCAAGGUCCAGUCCACAUCACAGCUGGGUCCGAUCCUGUCCCCAUUGAAGGAAAGGAGGAUGAUGAACUGGACCAGGAGACUUUCAGUAUUUGUAAGGAGCGCAUGAGGCCGGUGAAAAAGGCCUUGAAGCAGCUGGAUAAACCAGAUGAGGGUCUGUCGGACCAGGAGCAGCUCCAGCACACUCGCACAUGCCUACUGAAGAUUGGUGACCGAAUCACAGAGUGCCUUAAAGCCUACAGUGACCCCGAACACGUCAAAAUAUGGCGAAGAAACCUCUGGAUAUUUGUGUCUAAGUUUACAGAGUUUGGAGCAAGAAAACUUCACAAGCUUUACAAAAUGGCACAGAAGAAGCGAUCACACGAGGAAGAGAAGGAGCAGAAGAAGAAGGAGGAUCCUGCGGGGAGGGUCAAAACCUUCAGACCGGAACCGUCUGGUUCCAGUCGAGACUCCACGGGGACUCAGCCGACCUCCAAAGCUGGAUCUCACUCAGCUCAGCCAGGCUCCCACGGACACCACAGAGAACCGUACAACGCUAAUAAGCGGCACUUUGGCAACGAUGAUAGGGGCGACUGGCAAAGGGACCGUAAAUACAACUACCCAGGUAACAGCAACCAGUCAUGGCAGGGAGACCGACAUCAUCCCUACGACCCGCAUCGCUACAAGGACCACUACGGCGAUCGGCGUUCACACGGAGACUCGUACCGCAGCUCGAGCAGUUACCGCAACAACAGCUCCCCUCGAAAAAGGCCGUACGACCAGUACAGCAAUGACCGAGACCACAGAGGUCACAGACCGUAUUACGACAGGCAUCCGGACCCCAAAAGAAGACGUGGUGAUGAAUUCCGUCCCAACUACCACCAGGGAAGGGAAGGCCCUCUCCAGGACUUCCGGAGGAUGCCGGAGCACAGGCCAGCACCUGGCCCACCUGGGUCGGAGCACUACGGCCGGCCCUUCCACUCCGACAAACCUCUUCCGCUGCUGGACCCUCGCUCCCCGCAGGCUCAGAAAUCUCCACAGGACUCCCGCUCUCCACCCGAGCGGCCCGUAGAGCCGAACCCCGCGGCAGAUCCGAGCUGGAACAACAGGAAAACAUAAAAAUAUGCCAGUGCUGGCUGAGAAACUUAUCUGGAUGUAUUUUGUUUUUGUUUUUUUUGUGUUUUUUUUGUUUUUUUAAUCCAGGGUCAAAGCCACAUGCUGCUGAUAGACAAGUCUGGAUUCGCCAAUCAUAAGCUCACAGUUGGAAAGGGAAUCAACUUGUACCCUCUUUACCAGCAGAACUGUUUUGCUCUUUUCCCCAAGUGACUGUGGCAGUGAAUGAUUUGUGCCCUGAAGGAAGACGUUUGUUUCCUUCUGUCAUCUUCAUGAUGGAAAGGAAAAAAAAAAGCUAAAACAAGCAUCUUUAUUUAAAAGAAUUGACUCAAUCAGUCAACCAUGACUAAGACUUGAGUGGAACGCUGAUGGAUGCUUAGUCCCAUGGACUAUUAUCUAAGGAGAAUUUAGGAUACGUGAACUGACUGACUGAUCUCAAUCCUAAAAGUGCCUGAAGGUUUUUGGCCUUUUUGAAUGGUAAGUGUAUGGGAAUAUUCCCAGAGGACGCAUGACAUGGACACUUCAUUUUUUUUAUUUUUUUUUUGUGUUUAGCUUUAAGUCUUGCAAAUGAUGUCAUUUCAAAGAUUUCAGUACAAAAGAAUGUGUAACGUAUUGUCAUCUGCACCUUCAAAAUGUUUAUCUUUCAACAUGUAGCCAAGCUGGAUCACCAAGUAUCAUCACCAUGUGGGUUAAAAAAAAAAAAAUGGUGGCGAGACACGGCGGCCUAAUUCUCUUCUUCUUUUUUUUUGGAAAUUUGAAUGAUCAAUGAAGCCAGUAUGUUUCCUCUAAGCACUCAAACUGUUUUUAGCAAACUUAAAUUUCUCACGUGUACAAAUAAUCAUUAUUUCUGUAAUUGUGUAGCUAUAUUAAAAAAAAAAUCAUCGCUUUGUUCACUUUAACCACUUUCCUCUUCGUAGGCCCGAUGAAAUGGAGGCUUUGUAAGCAGUAUUUAUUGCAGCGGCUUGUGCAAAGGUUCAUAACACUGACACUAUGGCGUAGAAUUUAUCCUUUAUGUUUGCCUUUCAGUAUUAAGCUGGUUAGGAAUGGUACUUCAGUGUAGUUUGAGUAAUUCGCCCAUCUUUCCUGCUACUGUAUGUAAGUACUUAAAUCAUGUCUGACAAUAUUACGUGAUAACAAACAUUUUCUUUCCUAAUAUGUGGUUUGGCAAUCUCUCUGAUUCAUUCAGAGGGUUGUACUGUUGCUGGUAGGUUGUUCGGGGGUUAUCAGGAAGUCGCUGAUGACUUUUAAUUGUGUUUAUUACUUUUGUUUUUCCCCCCCUGUGCCAAAUCUAGUCCUGCUCUGGCCCUCAUUUAUUUUGUUUUUGUACGCUUCUCCAUUUGUGCCUUAUUUAUGUGUGUAUUAUCAUACUGCAUGUUGGUCCAUGGACAGUACCGAGGUCUAACACAGGCAGGAUGUGUAGUAUUACAGCCACAUUUUAAGGAACUUGCUCUGACUGACUCAGAACAGGUGAAGGGACCAUGUAUUCUGGUUAAUCAUCAUGUACUUCUGUGAUUUCCAACAGGGGGUUUUGAGAUUUGAGAGGAGGUGGAGGGGGAAAUAUAAACAUUAAUAAUAUACGGGGAAAUCAAGUGUGUGUGUGUCGUCCAGGGCACUGACCUGUUACAGUGAACAGCCAGCACAUCUUUUCUUCCACUUAAGCAAGCUACAGUUCCUGUAUCAUAUGUUCUUUAAGAAAGUCUAAAUAAUUUAUAUUUGUGACAGAACCACUCUUCAUGAGAAAUUGUGCUGUACAUAUGUUUGGACAUAUGUAAUAAACUUUGUUACACAAUGA